GCUAUAAACUAGUUCAAUAUUUCUGUGAUUGAUGGCCUACGAAAGUUUUAUCGCUUUUUAAAAAUAAAUACAACCAAAACUUUGAAAACAAGGACUAUUUAGACCCUGAUAAAGCCACUGUCUGCAAGCAUUUUAAAUAAAAUACUUGUAAUCAUACUGACUCAGCUGAAGAGUUAAAAUAUGUCCACAAUAAUUCCAAAAGUAACAACUUUAUCUAAUCGCGUUAUAAGAAUUUUAGGAUGCAACCCGAGUCCCAUGACUUUACAAGGAACUAAUACUUAUGUAAUUGGCAUUGGUGCAAAGCGAAUAUUGCUAGAUAGUGGAAAUCCUAGUGUUCCUGAAUAUAUUGAUUUACUCAAAAAUGUUCUAUUAAACCAAAAUUGUUCACUGAGUAAUAUUGUAGUGAGCCACUGGCAUUUGGAUCACAUUGGUGGCGUACCAGAUAUAUUGGAAAAAAUACCAGGUUGUAAGGUUUCAAAGUUUCCAAGGUCAGAUGGCAAACAAGAACCUGUUCUCAAUAUUGAUUAUACUUACUUGAACGAAGGGGACAUCAUAUCGACUGAAGGAGCAACACUUCGGGUGGUAUCUGCACCUGGACAUACAGAUGAUCAUCUUGUGCUUUACUUAGAAGAAGAAAAUAGCCUCUUUAGCGGGGAUUGCAUUCUGGGUGAAGGAACUGCUGUCUUUGAAGAUUUGCAUGAUUAUAUGUUGACCUUAAAAAAAAUCUUUGAAAUGAGACCUGCGAGAAUCUAUCCUGGACACGGCCCUGUUAUUGAAAAUCCAAAGAAGAAAAUUGAAGAUUACAUCAAUCACAGAAUGGCAAGAGAAAAACAAAUAUUAGACACUUUGGAAGAAAUCAGACCCAAUGGACUGACGGCCAAAGAGCUUGUUGCUCGUAUUUAUAUUGAUACACCUAAACAUCUGCACGGAGCAGCAGAAGUGAACGUAACUCAUCAUUUGGAAAAGUUAAAGAAAGGAAACAUGAUUGGGGAAAAAAUAGAAUCUACAAUGGAUGGCGAAACAAAACGAUACUCUCUUCUCUGAAACGUGCAAGUUUAGUUGUUAGGACCCAAAACUAUGGAUCUUUAAUUUGAAACAUUUAUAUGAAGAAUGUUAAAGUUUAUAGAUGGAUUUGAUCAAUAAUGUUUGUAAUACAUGUUAUGUUAUUAAAAAUUAUGUUUAUAAA
Parasteatoda tepidariorum (common house spider) is the source of this 1186-nucleotide messenger RNA. RefSeq names its product endoribonuclease LACTB2. Gene Ontology annotation, molecular function: RNA endonuclease activity; single-stranded RNA binding. The record is from RefSeq and is a predicted model, not a curated record. Gene Ontology annotation, cellular component: mitochondrial matrix. NCBI's taxonomy places the organism in Eukaryota, Metazoa, Arthropoda, Arachnida, Araneae, Theridiidae.